Messenger RNA from Fusarium redolens, 1898 nucleotides. RefSeq lists its product as uncharacterized. The transcript is spliced from 2 exons. The coding region runs from base 164 to 1621 and encodes 485 amino acids. NCBI's taxonomy places the organism in Eukaryota, Fungi, Ascomycota, Sordariomycetes, Hypocreales, Nectriaceae. The record is from RefSeq and is a predicted model, not a curated record.
AUACGAUAUACGACCAACCCAAUCCAUGAAACACAAUUGACCUUUGUUAAUCCCACACUCUAAAUAAGUGGCAAUUGCAAUCUCCAUACUCAUAGGGCUCAAGGGGAUGAACGACACCGGCGCCUUGUUAAAGAAGCCUUGAAAUCUGAGCAGUAGCGGCAAGAUGCUUUCCGCACUUCCAGUGCCCCACCGUUGGAGGCCGUCCAACAACGACAGCGACAGAUCGUUCACCUCUGGCUUACACAAACGUUUCACCAAACGCCUCUUGCAUUUCUACAGACGCAAACGAAGUAAACCUGAUGUCAAAGUGACCGCGAAAACAAAGCAAACACGCAAUACCACAUCAACCAAAGGAGACGAUAAUGGCGAAUCAAUUGGCCAGGAUAAGACCUACAACGCCCUGAUCCUGCUGUUCAACUCAGGCUACCCUGUAGCUAACAUCCUGGCCCGAGCGAGGCUGCACAUUCAACAAAAUGUUCUCAAUGCGCACAGUGGCCAUCUGGGGGAUUUGGGCCCAGCCUUGCGCAUCGGCCCGUUCCUGACGUCUGAUCUUGCCCCUCAGAAGCUAGGCAUCUCUACAGGGGAUCAACACAUGGCUGCUAUGGGGGGACCCUCUAGCCAGAAACGGCCACCGGGAAGCCCUGGCAAGUCUGGUAGCACCAGCAAAAAGCCGCGCAAGGAGAACAGACAUCCCGACGACAGGGCCCAGAGUGACACAGAUGGUGAUGAUGAGGACGAUGAAGGUGAUCCUGGCCGCGACGGACCGCGUUUUCCUUUGCCUAAGAGUUCCCCGGACCGCAAAAGCUUCGUAUGCCCAUUUUACAAGAACCAUCCAGCUCGGUAUUGUAAAUGCAAAGGGCUCCGCAUAACCGCCAUCAGCUAUGUUACACAGCACAUCCGCAGAUGCCAUGUAUUGAAACAAGUUACGAUGGAUGUACAGGAAACCGCCCAAUCCAUGGAUGGCAAUUCCACUUACCUGGAGAAAACAAAGGACCCCGAUAAGAUCGUUUUCUACUGUCCGACAUGCCGGGACGAGUUCCGUGGCCGUGGCGCCGAUGUCAGAUGGGAUCGCCACACAGGCUGCCGGAAACAAAGCAUUGCACAGACAGGGGUUUUACUACCGGUAGAGUUUGAAAAGCUCAAGGAGGAAGUCACUGCGACGUCUGGAAAUUAUAGGAAGUGGGAGAAGAUAUGGACAACUUUAUUCCCUGGAACAUCUAUCCCAACCCAGUACAACGAGGCAGAAACUGGUGAUGAUACACAGCCACAUACCAUUAUCCGACACCAGCCAUUCCCCGGCCCUGUCAUUGAGACUUUCCAUCAUCCACCAGAAGUUUUCGCUCCCCAAAUGCCGGACUUUACGCCAGCUCCUGACAUUUAUUUGGGCGAUGCUAGAUUUAUCGACUUACUUAACGGCCACUGGGAUAUGGCAGAUAAUAUUGGAAAUAUGGAUUACGCCACAGGCCACAUCCCGAAUCCCGCACCGACUGAUUUGCGGACGAUUAGGAGGCCAGCGCGAUUCGAUCCUAAUUUUAUGCAGUCGCUCAUAUCUGUAUCAACACAAAACCCGACAUUUCCCAACAAUGAUUGGACUCAGAGCAAAUACCACGGCGCUCAAUGACUAAGAUCCUUGAGUCUCGCCGAUACAGGUAUAUAUCGUUUUUAAUGUUGUUCUUCCUCUGGUUUCAUUUUCGUCUUUAUCUUGGUUUCUGCGUUUAGAAGCGAAAAGUGGAGCGGUCAAACAAAAAAAGACGCUGGCGUUGCAAACACAAUUGAGGUCUUGGGUUUUAAUGAUGAUACAGGGAUGAAUAAUUGAAGCGUUAAGGGAGUUAUUGCAAAUUUAUCAUGAGAUAUAAAAUUUGAGCGACAAUCGUGGUUCAUUUUAGCAACAACAUUGU